AUGCAGUACAAGUCUUUCACAGCCCUCCUAUUCGCCAGCAUGGCCAUCGCCGCCCCGGCCGACACCAGCGAAUCUGCAGAAGAUAUUCUUUCGGAUAUCAUUCCCCCAUCCAUUGCUGUUGUUCUCGCAACCGCGGUCCCAACCUCAUUCUGGGCCGAAGCUACCAACACCGCCGCUUUCCUCUCCCAAGUCGAACAAGGCAUCGUUUCUAACUCCUGGCCAACCUGGUACAGCAGUCUUCCCGACAGCGUGAAGGAAUACGUCACCACUGCCGUUGAGGACUACUAUCCUUCCUUCGCCUCGUCCAUUUCUGCCGAGAUCACCAGCUCCGGUGGCAGUAGCUCUAGCCCCAACACUGCCUCUGCAACCUCUACCGGUGCUUCAAGUUCUGGCGCUUCUAGCUCUGGCGCUUCUAGCUCUGGUGCCUCUAGCUCUGACACUUCAUCUACCGAUUCUACUUCUGCCACGGAUUCAUCUUCCUCCACUGCCACUGGCUCGGACGCUGCUUCGUCCUCGGCUUCGGUAUCAGCGUCCGGAUCUGCUGCAUCUACAACUGCUGAUGGUGGUGCCGCUCCUACUGGUAUUGCUAUAAGCCUUGCUGGCGCCGCUGGUGUUCUGGGACUUGCCCUCGCCCUGUAA
Molecule: messenger RNA, 639 nt
Organism: Penicillium hordei
Lineage: Eukaryota; Fungi; Ascomycota; Eurotiomycetes; Eurotiales; Aspergillaceae
Exons: 1
Coding region: 1-639 (212 amino acids)
Source: RefSeq, a predicted model, not a curated record